GCCAAACAAGUCACAAAAAUCCCUGCCUGCCUUCCUCUCCAAGUUCAUCUAUGGCGGUUCACACCGGUUAAACUAAACAUAAAACUAGGUCAAAUAGAGACACAAAGGACCAACCUUUUGCAGUCGAUGCACAAAAUCAGUCCCCCAAUGUUGAAGGCCUUAUCGUCUUCGUGUUUACAAGGAGGUCGAUUUCGCACUGCAACAUCGACUUUACAUUGUACCAUUCGUCAUGGAAAUGAGUUGAACUCGCCGCUACUCCGAGCCUUGGGUUCACUCAGAACCUCGAAUCGGCAAAACCCUAAUUUAUGUCGGAGAGUGUUUUUCUGUUCGGAUUCUAAAGAUGGGUCCGACUCCACGGCCGAGGCCGGGACCGAGCUUAAGAAGGUCGAAGUCGAAGGCGAAGAGACUGAUUCGAAAUCUUCAUCGGCCAUAGUUCCUACCAUGUUCAGACCUGAAGAUUAUCUUACGGUUUUGGCGUUGCCAUUGCCACAUAGACCAUUAUUUCCAGGAUUUUACAUGCCAAUUUAUGUGAAGGAUCCUAAAUUAUUAGCAGCCUUAGUUGAAAGUCGAAAAAGACAAGCUCCAUACGCUGGAGCUUUCCUUGUUAAAGAUGAACCAGGGAGUGAUGCUGGUGUGGCUUCUGGUUCGGACACAGAGAAAAACGUAUAUGAACUCAAGGGGAAACAGUUAUUAAACCGCCUUCAUGAAGUUGGUACACUGGCCCAGAUUACAAGUAUUCAAGGAGACCAGGUAGUCCUCAUUGGUCAUAGGCGACUGCGAAUAACAGAGAUGGUCAGCGAGGAUCCUCUCAUGGUCAAAGUCGAUCAUCUCAAGGAUAAACCAUAUAAUAAGGAUGAUGAUGUUGUAAAGGCAACAUCAUUUGAAGUUAUAUCAACCCUGAGGGAUGUUUUGAAGACAAGUUCCCUUUGGAGAGAUCAUGUUCAAACGUACACGCAGCAUAUUGGCGAUUUCAAUUAUUCAAGGUUAGCAGAUUUUGGAGCAGCAAUAUCUGGUGCGGAGAAGUCACAGUGCCAACAAGUGCUUGAAGAGCUAGAUGUCUAUAAACGAUUGAAACAGACUUUGGAAUUAGUGAAGAAAGAAAUGGAGAUCAGUAAGAUUCAGGAAUCAAUAGCAAAAGCAAUUGAAGAAAAAAUAAGUGGUGAGCAGCGCCGUUACUUGUUGAAUGAGCAGCUUAAGGCCAUAAAGAAGGAACUGGGGUUGGAGACAGACGACAAGACAGCACUUUCUGCAAAGUUUCGGGAAAGACUUGAGGGCAAGAAGGAGAAAUGUCCGCCUCAUGUUCUGCAAGUCAUAGAAGAAGAACUGACAAAACUGCAGCUUUUAGAGGCCAGUUCAAGUGAAUUUAAUGUGACACGUAAUUAUCUUGAUUGGUUGACUGCAUUGCCUUGGGGGAAUUACAGUGAUGAGAACUUUGAUGUUCUACGAGCGCAACAAAUUCUUGAUGAAGACCAUUAUGGAUUAACUGAUGUUAAGGAAAGGAUAUUGGAAUUUAUAGCUGUGGGAAAACUCAGGGGAACCUCCCAAGGAAAAAUCAUUUGUCUGUCUGGCCCUCCUGGAGUGGGCAAAACUAGCAUUGGUCGUUCAAUUGCACGUGCCUUGAACCGUAAGUUCUACCGGUUUUCUGUUGGAGGAUUGUCUGAUGUUGCUGAAAUCAAGGGGCAUCGUCGAACAUAUAUUGGUGCCAUGCCAGGAAAGAUGGUGCAAUGCCUGAAAAAUGUUGAAACAGCAAACCCUCUUGUCCUGAUUGAUGAGAUUGACAAGUUGGGAAGGGGACAUGCAGGUGAUCCAGCAAGUGCUAUGUUGGAGCUCCUUGAUCCAGAGCAAAAUGCAAAUUUUCUAGACCACUAUCUUGAUGUUCCAAUUGAUUUAUCAAAGGUUCUGUUUGUUUGUACAGCAAAUGUUGUGGAAACGAUUCCCAAUCCUUUAUUGGAUAGAAUGGAGAUCAUUACCAUUGCUGGGUAUAUCACUGAUGAAAAAAUGCAUAUUGCCAAAGACUAUCUGGAUAAAACCACUCGUAAAGAUUGUGGGAUUAAGUCUGAACAGGUUGAAGUGACUGAUGCAGCUCUUCUUGCUUUAAUUGAAAGUUACUGCCGAGAAGCUGGUGUUAGAAAUCUUCAAAAGCAGAUUGAGAAGAUUUACAGAAAGGUUGCUCUGCGACUUGUUCGACAAGGAGCAUCAAAUGAAUCUCCAUCUGCUGGAGUUCAGGUCGUGGGACCUAAUGAAGCCACAACAGAAUCUCUUUGUGAAUCGAGUGAAACUGUGGUUGGAGGGGAUACUCAGGUUGUGGCUGAUUCAGUAGACGGUGGCAGUAAUGAAAUGGCUUCAGAAUCCACUGAAGAAGCUGGCACAACCCAGAAGAAUCUUCCUGCUGACCAAAUCCAAUCUCCCUCUGAUCAAGCUAGUGAGUCAAAGGAUGCUCUAGAAACUGAGAAAAUCCAGGAAGGUGAAGCAAUCAAGACAGUCGAGAAAGUGUUGGUUGACACUGCAAACCUACCUGAUUUUGUUGGCAAACCUGUUUUCCAUGCUGAGCGCAUAUUUGAUCAGACACCAGUUGGAGUUGUGAUGGGUCUAGCAUGGACUGCUAUGGGUGGUUCCACCCUAUAUAUAGAGACCGCUUUGGUUGAGGAAGCAGAGGGUAAAGGAGCUCUCCAUCUCACUGGACAGCUUGGUGAUGUGAUGAAGGAAAGUGCCCAGAUUGGUCACACAGUUGCCAGAGCAAUAUUGCUUGAGAAGGAACCAGAUAAUCCUUUCUUUGCCAAUUCCAAACUCCAUCUCCAUGUCCCUGCUGGGGCCACCCCUAAGGAUGGACCUAGUGCUGGUUGCACCAUGAUCACAUCGUUGUUGUCUCUUGCCAUGAAAAAGCCUGUCAAGAAGGAUCUAGCAAUGACUGGGGAAGUAACACUAACAGGAAGAAUCCUUCCAAUUGGCGGGGUUAAGGAGAAGACCAUAGCAGCAAGGCGGAGUGAUGUGAAGACCAUUAUAUUUCCUGCAGCAAACAGAAGAGAUUUCGAUGAGUUAGCGCCUAAUGUGAAGGAAGGGCUUGAGGUUCACUUUGUAGAUGAUUAUGGUCAAAUAUUUGAUUUGGCAUUUGGUGACAGCCACUGCACAGAGAAAGUAUGACUGGGCCAAGCAGUUGACCAUUCAGCUUCGGUUUUUCCCCAUAAGUUCCGAAGCAGAGUAGCACCAAGGACGUCCUUUCAUUUUUAUGGUUUGGUCCAAUAUUUGAUAUAGCUCUCUUUUUAAAGAAAAAAUAUCCUUGUAAAACGAAAGCUACCCAGUUGUAUCAAAGUAUUAUAUUAUUCUUUGAGGUGACAAGUCAUAUAUGUUGUGGUGGCUAGAGAUGAAAAUAAAAAUAUGUUAGAACAGCAGCUUGAGGCUCGGUUCGUAGACGUGGUUCAUGCAUUACGGCUAUUCCAAGUUCAUAAUUGUCACAAUAUGAGCAUAUUUGUUUCUUCGUUUGUUUUCCUGUUCUUGUAAGCUUACGUUUUCGCUAAAUGAAAGUCCCAAUUCUUAUUUCCUUGAAA
This is a messenger RNA of Cornus florida, 3545 nucleotides long. RefSeq names its product lon protease homolog 1, mitochondrial-like. The coding region runs from base 127 to 3141 and encodes 1004 amino acids. The transcript has 21 exons. Gene Ontology annotation, molecular function: ATP-dependent peptidase activity; serine-type endopeptidase activity; ATP hydrolysis activity. The record is from RefSeq and is a predicted model, not a curated record. Gene Ontology annotation, biological process: protein catabolic process; chaperone-mediated protein complex assembly; protein quality control for misfolded or incompletely synthesized proteins. Lineage: Eukaryota; Viridiplantae; Streptophyta; Magnoliopsida; Cornales; Cornaceae. Gene Ontology annotation, cellular component: mitochondrial matrix.